UCACCACCGUCUCCCGUUAGAGGAGAGCUGGCUCGUCCUCGGCGUGGUGUGGUGUCUCCGUAGAGCGCGGAGCAGCAGCAUGGCGUCCGCGGUGCUCCGACAGUCCUGCAGCCUCCUAAUGCUCAGAGCCCGCUCGCUCUCUGCAGCCGGAGUCAGGCAUAAAACCACCAUCCAGUAUGCCACACGUCCAGACCUACCCAGGCUGGCUUACAGGAAGCUGAAGGGGAAGAGUCCAGGAGUGGUGUUCCUCCCCGGCUUUGCCUCCCACAUGGGCGGUCGGAAGGCAGAAGCACUGGAAGAGUUCUGCAAGUCUCUGGGUCACUCCUACCUGAGGUUUGACUACACAGGCUGUGGGGCGUCUGAAGGGCAAAUGACCGAUUACAACAUCGGUACAUGGAAGAAGGAUGUCCUGUAUGUGCUGGACGAGCUGGUGGAAGGGCCUCAGAUACUGGUAGGUUCCAGUAUGGGAGGCUGGCUGAUGUUGCUGGCUGCUCUGGCAAGGCCAGAGAAGAUCGCUGCCCUGGUGGGCAUUUCCACAGCUGCCGAUCACUUUGUGACAGCCUUCAACACCUUGCCGAUAGAGAUGAGAAAGGAGAUUGAGGAGCGUGGCUCAUGGUCUUUCCCCACCCGGUACAACGAGGAAGGCUCGUACAUGCUCAGCCUAGACUUUCUAAAGGAAGCAGAGAACCACUGCAUCCUUCAGAGCCCAAUCCCAGUGGCCUGCCCUGUGCGCCUCAUCCACGGCCUGAAGGAUGCUGAUGUUCCAUGGCAUGUCUCUAUGCAGGUGGCUGAACGUGUGCUCAGCAACGAUGUGGACGUCGUACUCCGCAAACACGGCCACCACCGAAUGUCUGAGAAGGACGACAUCAAGCUGAUGGUGUACACCAUCGAUGACCUUAUUGAUAAGCUGACCACGCUGGGGUGAGGUGGACAUAGUAUCAGUCGGGGUUGGAGAGGGCUUUGAUUGACUUUCAAGGAAGGAGACUGCGUUGGUAGGAGGGGAACUGGGGAGAGGAAUUCAAGUGUUAUAGAAAACCACGACUGUCGGGUGAGGUACAAAGUGGUAAGAAGCUAUGUAGUUGUAUUCUAAUGUCCAAAUGCCCAGCAGGUAAAUGACCGCUUGCUUGUGGGUAGUUGUUCUUACCUUUGGGACAACACUGAUGUAGUGAAUGCACACACAUGCAACCCUCCUCAGGCAAACCUAAUCUUGAUCUGUGUGAGAGCACCACAAAACAACAAAGUGCAACAUGUUCAGCAAAAGGAACUCAUUCUUCAUGCCUUUUCUUUUUUUUUGUUUGUUUUGUUCCAUCUUAUGGUUAAGCUUUUCACCUUUUUAUUUUAUCUAAGGCUUGACCCAAUUUUCCCUUUUUAUUGGUCCCUCUAUACAGUAGCUCAGAAUGGGCAAAUCACAGAAAGACAUGCAUUAGAAUGUGUGCCUUUAUUUUUGUUUGAGCAUUUCCUUUAAUUUAUCACCAGAGAGUCUCGUCUCACCACAUUGCUUCAUGAUUUUUGAAGACAGUGGGACAUUUUCCUCUAAUCCAGUUCAAGACACCUGUGCACUGGAGUUCAUUGUGUAUAACGCUGGUUCAAGUUAGUUUUGUGUGGGGAUAAACGUGAUCUUGUAAUGAGAACGUCUGUGGAAGACUGAGAAAUAGUCUAUGACAGCAAGCCUGUCGUUAGCCCAUGGAUGUAAUGUAAGUUAGCAUGGCUCAAAACCCCCCAAGAAACUCCAAAGUGUGUAGUAAACACUACACGAGAGAAACAGCUGUUAGCUAACGAGCUUUCACUAGGUAGCUUGCUUUGCUUGUGUUAUCAGUUGUACUCCUGACAUAAGAACAAUGUGGGGGUAGCGUUAAGAGGGGGACACAUACUAGAGGGUUUAGCUGCAAUCCAGCACCAGAAGUUGUUUAGCCCACAUGUUUAAUUUUAUUAAGACGUCUGGCCCUGUGAGGCUAGGCCUCAAGAAAGGAACCCAGAGAACACUGGUUAAAGGAAUACUUCUCACCGAAUUAACAACUGAAAACGAGCUGUUUAACAUUAUACAUUUGUAUAACGCCAACUGACCUCUCCUUAUCCCUGUUUUCAUUCAAUGAAUAUGUUUACAUGCACUUAAUAAUCCGAUAACUGCAGAAAAUCAGAUUUUAUCAGGAAUCUAAUCAACAUGUUUAAAUGCAGUUGAGUAAUCAGAUAAUGGGGAAACUCUGGGUUUACAUACGUCAGACAAUAAUCGGAUUUCUACUUUGCAACCAGUUAAUAAGCUCUCAGAAGACGUGGCUUUUUUUCCGCCCACACUAAAAUAUGAACAUGUUGCUCCAAAAGUGUUUUGCUGCUGUCUCAUGGCAACGUUGCUUGCUUAUUUCCAGUACUG
Pygocentrus nattereri (red-bellied piranha) is the source of this 2368-nucleotide messenger RNA. It is a transcript of the gene abhd10a, whose product is annotated as abhydrolase domain containing 10, depalmitoylase a. Gene Ontology annotation, biological process: protein depalmitoylation. The record is from RefSeq and is a predicted model, not a curated record. The transcript is spliced from 5 exons. Bases 80 to 925 code for a protein of 281 amino acids. Lineage: Eukaryota; Metazoa; Chordata; Actinopteri; Characiformes; Serrasalmidae. Gene Ontology annotation, cellular component: mitochondrion. Gene Ontology annotation, molecular function: palmitoyl-(protein) hydrolase activity; hydrolase activity, hydrolyzing O-glycosyl compounds.